Messenger RNA from Sapajus apella (tufted capuchin), 1761 nucleotides. RefSeq names its product ferredoxin 1 (gene FDX1). Lineage: Eukaryota; Metazoa; Chordata; Mammalia; Primates; Cebidae. The record is from RefSeq and is a predicted model, not a curated record. The coding region runs from base 187 to 741 and encodes 184 amino acids. The transcript has 4 exons. Gene Ontology annotation, molecular function: 2 iron, 2 sulfur cluster binding. Gene Ontology annotation, biological process: P450-containing electron transport chain; positive regulation of oxidoreductase activity. Gene Ontology annotation, cellular component: mitochondrion.
GGAAGGCACGCGGGGACUCGGCGAGAUCUUCGCGGCAGGGCCUCUCUGCCACUCCAGCCCAGCGCCCCUCGCCCCUCGCCGCGGCCCUCAGGAGUCAGCGCCGGAGCUGCGGUCCCCGCCUCUCGGAGACUCUCUCGGCCUCAGCGCGCAGUUAGCGUCGCUUUCCGCAGUUCCGGACCGCGGGCGAUGGCCGCCGCUGGGGGCGCCCGGCUCCUGAGCGCCGCUUCCGCGGUCCUCGGCGGCCCUGCAGGCCGGUGGCUGCACCACGCUGGGUCCCGCGCUGUUGCGGGCGGCCUCCUGAGGAGCCGGGCGCCUCGGGGGAGCUCUGGGGCGAGCCGUCCACUGAGCGUGUCAGCGCGGGCGCAGAGCAGCUCAGAAGAUAAAAUAACAGUCCACUUUGUAAACCGUGAUGGUGAAACAUUAACAACCAAAGGAAAAGUUGGUGAUUCUCUCCUAGAUGUUGUGGUUGAAAAUAAUCUAGAUAUUGAUGGCUUUGGUGCGUGUGAGGGAACCCUGGCUUGUUCAACUUGUCACCUCAUCUUUGAAGAUCACAUAUUUGAGAAGUUAGAUGCAAUCACUGAUGAGGAGAAUGACAUGCUCGAUCUGGCAUAUGGACUAACAGACAGAUCACGGUUGGGCUGCCAAAUCUGCUUGACAAAAUCUAUGGACAAUAUGACUGUUCGAGUGCCUGAAACAGUGGCUGACGCCAGACAAUCCAUUGAUGUUGGCAAGACCUCCUGAACUAGAACAAAUAGGAAUAUUUUCAUGGAAUUUUACCUAUUUUUAUAAUUAUUAUUUCUUAAUAUCAUUAAAUGAGAACAUGGAUGAGUGGACUUUGUAUUAUGACUAGCUUUACUAUUUUAAUUCACCUCAUAUAACUACUGAAUUUUGUAGUUCUUGAAAGUAUGCAAUUUUUAUUUUGAUUAUAUUACAAAAAUGUCAAUCAAAUAUUAGAAAAUAGUUAAUAUGAUAAAAAAAAACCUGACAUUUUUUUCCUUAUGUUUGUUUAGUGACUUUAGCAAAAUGUUUUCAUAUAAUCUCAUCUGUUUACCUAGAAGAUAGGUUAAGAAAAAGAUAUUAUUCUUGUUUGAUGUGGGUGAAGGCAGAGAUCUAACGGGCUAUACCACUAAUUAGAAAAUCUGUACUAGAACCUGUGUCUUAUUACUAUAAGUUAUAUGUUCAGACUGAAACUGGAGAAAUUAUGACCAUCUUAUUUAUAGCAGUAGUUAAAUAUGAUUGUAUAUGGACAAAAAUAUUUAAUUGCUCAGUUAACUGCUUAACUUCAAAGAUAGUUAUUAACCUUAUAAAUAAAUAUUUCCAAAUUUUGAUUGUGAAGUUUUAAGUCUGAACAUAGGCAUUAUAACACUGUCAAAGAUGUUUGAUCUCUGUUUUGACUAAACUAGAGGAAAGACUAUUGGAUGCGUUUAUUCUUUUCUAUUCUGAGAAGAAUGGCUUAACUUUGUACUCUUUGAAUAACAGUGCUGAUUUAUAAAUCUCUGCCUGUAACAGAAUGGAAACCUUAUGAAUGAAUUAUGUGUCUCUGUCCUGAGCUGGAGAAGGGAAUGAGCGGGCUGACAUAUCACGCAGCCCCAGGUGGCGCCAUUCUCUCACACAAGGAUGAGGCUCCAGAGUGAGCAGCCUGUGCUGCAGUGUGUGUCAGUCCCAGGAGGGAGGGAGUGGCCUGAGCACCACAGAUUACCAAGUAUGUGUGGAAGACAUUUGUGUCCUUAUCUUUACUAUAAAUAAAUUCAUAAAAGUUAA